AUGGACAAGGCAUGGGUUUUCCUGCCAAGGAAUACUCUUGAGUACUCAGAAGGAGUGACUAAUUUCGUGAAUUCAUCAGCAAGAAGAUUAGGUAAUCUGUCUGAAAUGCUAUGCCCCUGUAGAGAUUGCCGCAAUUUAAGCCAUCAGUUAUUAGAGAAGAUUGUUGAGCAUCUAGUGAUUAGGGGUAUGGAUAUGAAGUAUAAGAGUUCUUGUUGGAGUAUUCAUGGUGAGAAAAGAGAUUGUACGGAAGAUAUUGCUCCUGGAUCUGAAACUGAGGCUUUUGAUUUGUUGAAGACAGCAUUUUGUAUAGGUGAAGGUAAUCCGAAUGACAAUGGGGAACCAAAUGAGGAGGAUGAAGCUCUAGAAGAAACUGAAUUCAGGACGAAGUUAAGAGAAGCUGAAACUCCAUUGUACUCUACUUGUGUGAAAUACACAAAGGUGGCAGCAAUCAUGGGACUCUACAGAAUCAAAGUUAAGAGUGGUUUGUCUGAGAACUACUUUGAUCAGCUGUUGGUUUUAAUUCAAGAUAUGCUACCUGAAGACAAUGUGCUUCCGAAGAGUACAGACGCAAUCAAAAAGUUUCUGAAGGUCUUUGGUUUUGGGUACGAGAAUAUUCAUGCUUGUAGGAAUGAUUGCAUAUUAUAUAGGAAGGAGUUUGAAAAGCUAGAAAGCUGUCCAAGGUGCAAAGUUUCAAGAUGGGAGAAAGAUAAGCACAGUAAUGAGAUGAAGAUAGGGAUUCCAGCAAAGAUCCUUAGAUAUUUUCCAAUCAAGGACAGAUUUAGGAGGAUGUUUAGAUCAAAAAGGAUGGCUGAGCAUUUGCGUUGGCAUUCAACAAAUGCAACUGAAGAUGGUACAAUGCGACAUCCUGUUGAUUCUAUAUCUUGGGCACAAGUGAAUGACAGAUGGCCUGACUUUGCUGCCGAACCAAGGAACCUUAGACUUGGACUUUGUACAGACGGGAUGAACCCUUUCUCUAUGCAAAACACCAAUCACAGCACAUGGCCAGUAUUGUUGGUCAACUAUAACACGCCUCCAACAAUGUGUAUGCAGGCUGAGAAUAUAAUGUUAACUUUGUUGAUCCCUGGUCCAUCAGCUCCUGGUAAUAACAUAGAUGUCUACUUAGCACCUUUGAUUGAAGAUUUACAAGAUUUGUGGUCUGAGGGUAUUGAAGUGUAUGACUCAUUUGCGAAGGAGAACUUCACACUUAGAGCCAUACUACUUUGGAGUAUCAGUGACUAUCCAGCCUUGGGAGUAUUGUCUGGAAGUAAAGUCAAGGGGAAACAAGCUUGCAUCGUCUGUGGAAAGGAUACUCCUUCUAUGUGGCUUAACUUUAGCCGUAAGUAUGUAUACAUGGGAAAUAGAAAGAGACUACCGCCUGGCCAUCCUUACAGAUUUAAAAAAGGGUGGUUUGACAACACUGUUGAAGUUGGGAGAGCUAAUAGGAUACAAACAGGUGCUGAAAUUUAUGAGACAGUAAAGGCGUUUAGGAAUGAUUUUGGAAGACCUCUAGACAAGGAAAAAAAAAGAAAAAGAACAGAUUUGGAAGAUGAUGAGCUGGUUGAAGAAGAUGAGUGUGAAGAAUCAAAUGAUCUAUGGCGGUGGAAGAAGAGAUCAAUAUUCUUUGAACUACCUUACUGGAAGGAAUUGCCUGUGCGUCACAAUAUUGAUAUGAUGCACGUAGAAAAAAAUGUCUCGGAUGCUAUAUUGUCUAUCUUGAUGCAAACUGCCAAGUCGAAAGAUGGUUUGAAAGCAAGAAAAGACUUAGAAGAUAUUGGAAUCAGAAAGCACUUGCACUCAGAGGUUAGGGGAAAGAAAACAUACUUACCUCCAGCAGCCUAUUGGUUAUCCAAGAAAGAGAAGGCCAUUUUUUGCCAAAGGUUAUCUAAGUUUAGAGGUCGUGAUGGUUAUUGUGGUAAUAUUGCUAACAAUGUUUCAGUUAACCCUCAUAAUAUAGGAAGUUUGAAGUCGCAUGAUCAUCAUGUGCUAGUACAAAACUUGUUACCAGCUGCGUUAAGAGGUUUGUUACGUAGAGGACCUAGGAUUGCUAUUACCAGAUUAUGCAAUUACUUUAACAGAUUGUGCCAGCGUAUCAUUGACCCAGAGAAACUCAUAACAAUGGAGUCUGAGUUUGUGGAAACAAUGUGUCAACUGGAGCGGUUCUUCCCUCCAUCCUUGUUUGAUAUCAUGUUCCACCUUCCAAUACAUCUAUCAAAAGAGGCACGUUUAGGAGGACCAGUCCACUUCCGCUGGAUGUAUCCCUUUGAAAGGUACAUGAAAAAAUUAAAGGUUUAUGUUAAGAAUCAUGCAAAGCCAGAAGCAUGUAUGGCUGAGGGAUAUUUAUCUGAAGAAUGCAUUGCAUUUUGUUUAGAGUUCCUUCAAGAUUCAGUACCAGUUCAAGAAAGAGUGAAUCGUAAUGAAGAUAUUGAGGAUGAUAGGAUGGUACUUCAAGGUCGACCUCUACAGAAGGGUAAACAGGUCACCCUUUCUGAUAAAGAUAGAGACAAUGCACAUCGCUAUGUGCUAAUGAACAUGGCUUGUAUGGAACCGUAUGUUGGGAUGCAUUUGGAAGAAUUACAAGCUACUGAUGCUCGAUGUGAGAAAAAUGAAACUUUGUUGUGGAAAAACCAUACAGAGCAGUUUGCACAAUGGGUUAAAACAAAGAUUCAUUCAGAUGCAACUGUAGGACAUUCCAAGGAGAUAAAGUGGUUAGCAUUUGGACCUAGAAAUGUUGCGCAAGCACAUAAAGGGUUCAUCGUCAAUGGGCAGAGAUUUCACACAGAUGCAGUUAAGCGGAAGACACAAAACAGUGGAGUCACUUAUGAAGCAUUUAGCAUGUGUAGAUCAAGUGCACGAGAUACAAGACAAGUAGCUGAUAUGCUUACAUAUUAUGGAGUGAUAAAGGAGAUUCUACUUAUGGACUAUCACAUGUUCAAAGUACCUCUGUUUAGAUGCAAUUGGGCCAACUCAGGGAAUGGUGUGAAAGAAGAAGAUGGCUUCACUCUUGUGAACCUUCAUAUGAACCAAGCAGCAUAUUUGAAAGAUCCAUUCAUUCUACCUUCUCAAGCGAAACAAGUAUUCUACUCUAGGGAAGAUGAUUCUUCAAAUUGGUAUGUUGUUGUGAGAGCACCACCUAGAGGCUAUCAUGAGUUGGAAACAGAGGAGGAUUUAGGUUCUGCACCUUUACCUAUACCAGAAGUUGAAGAUCUCGAUGGUGAACAUUCUGAUGAUGAUAGUGUUUAUGUUAGGGAUGAUUGUGAAGGGUUAUUAGUGGUUGAUUGA
Molecule: messenger RNA, 3279 nt
Organism: Eutrema salsugineum
Lineage: Eukaryota; Viridiplantae; Streptophyta; Magnoliopsida; Brassicales; Brassicaceae
Exons: 6
Coding region: 1-3279 (1092 amino acids)
Source: RefSeq, a predicted model, not a curated record